UAAGAGAGACGAUAUCUGGAAAAUGCAAUUUUAAGACUGUACAGAUCUUGUUGUCUUCAAAGUUUUUAGAUUCUUCUCCUCAGGUACAUUAGAAAAGAAAAAAAGUAUUGCCUCUGAAGCUUGUGAAAAGGGACGAUUACAGACCUUCAACUACUAUCCUUUCGAAAUUAUCUGCUGAUCUCUGCAACACCCAACUUAAUCCAAGAAUAGAGGCAUUUAAUACAAGAGGAGUCACCAAACAGCUAAUGAGAUAUUGUACAUGCAACGUGUCUAUAAUUAUCUAUGUACUAGUAAUCGAUGGAUGGCCACUGGCAAGCAAAUCCACUCGGAGGUGUCAGAAUGCUCAUUAUCCUCGAUUUGAAAUAUGUUUGGCAGUUACUGAAUUUAGUACAAUAUUUGACCCAACAAUAUUUGACCCAACUAUAGGGUAUAUAAGAGACUUGCUGUUGUGCCAAUCUAGGAUAGCAAUCGUAGACAAAUUUCGGGGAUGCUGACUGCUUCUGAUUUCAUUUUGAUAUUGAUGGAGCUUCAUAGAAAUCGUGCAACACUGACUGAUGAACAGCUGGAAGUGCAUACAAUAUCUGCCUGGAAAGAAGGGAAAUCCCAACAAUAUGGAGAAGCGUUUAGGCCUGCACAGCUGAUGUUUGGUAGGCCUUUAAUAUGGGCUGGUCCCGAUGAGUCUCUAAAAGAUGUGGCUCUGAUGAUUUUGCAAAAUAAGAUAUCAACUGUUCCCAUUAUAUACUCAACAAUAGAGGAAUCUUGCCCACUGUUGUUACACAUAGCAUGCCUCGGUGGAAUACUAAAAUAUAUAUGCAGGCACUUUAAAAACCAUCUUGAUUGUCUACCUAUUCUACGACAACCGGUCGGUAGCCUCCCUUUAGGUAAAUGGAAAAGUGAAGUUGGAGAAGCACAUGGUCAUUUGUUAGCAUUACGUCCCAAUGAAACUCUUAGUUAUGCUCUUAAUAUAUUGAUAGAAGGUGCGCAUCAACUUUUCUAAUAUUUUAGCCUAAAGUUUUACUUUUAUGUAUACCUGACUUGCACCCCACACACGAACAAUUUCUAUAAUAAAAAAUGUGCCUACAUGCUCUCUCUCUCUCUUAGUGUGACAUUGCAGUAU
This is a messenger RNA of Camellia sinensis, 1117 nucleotides long. Lineage: Eukaryota; Viridiplantae; Streptophyta; Magnoliopsida; Ericales; Theaceae. The record is from RefSeq and is a predicted model, not a curated record.